Molecule: messenger RNA, 897 nt
Organism: Rotaria sp. Silwood1
Lineage: Eukaryota; Metazoa; Rotifera; Eurotatoria; Philodinida; Philodinidae
Source: the annotation of a GenBank genome assembly
AUGGUACUUGCUUCCAGACAAGAUUUUUCUUUUUCUAUACCAACUGGUUAUUCCAUUAAAUAUGUGCAAAAUCCAGGAUCUUUCCGUCAAACAGGCUCUCAGUUAGCUACACAAAUGCGUAGUGCUCUGACUAGUGCUCGUGAAGAUUUGAAUCGUGUACACAUAGGUAUGGAACGUGUACCUGAUCAUUUAAAAACAAUGGUUUUAUUGAUGAAACAAGCACCAUUUGAUUUACUUUUAAUGUUGUUUCCUGAUUCAUUCAAUGCUAUAGAGAAACUAGUAAACGAUAGUUUAGUAGUACUUAGAAAACCCGAAAAGAAUUUUGGACAAGUACUAAAUCUUCUAACUGAAAUAGAUUACUUAUUAACGAAUAAAUCAACUGAUGAAAUGAUUUCGUUACAAGUGUAUGAUGUUAAAACUCAAUGGAUACACUUAACUGAGCUCGUUAUUGAAUUAGCAAAACAAGCAGAACGAACGCGUGAAAGUUUUUUACUUCAAUUUAAUUGGAUUUUACAAGAAUUCAUUCGACCUGAUCUUACAUUUGCUGAAACUAAUCGUGAUUUCAUUAUUUUAUUACUUCUACCGAAAAUAGUUGAAAUUGAUCAAACAACUGAUCUUCUCGGUGUUAUUACUAAAACUUAUAGUGAUAUAUCAUUUAAAUAUACAGAUGAACAGAUAGGUGGUUAUGCACAUUUACUUACUUUAACAAAAGAAGAAGAUCGUAAACGAUAUUUAAAACAAUUUCAAUAUGAUUUAGUACCACAAGUUGUUCAAAGUACGCGACUUGCAUUGGAACGACAUACAGAAUUUCUGGAACGUGAUAGAAAUCGAAGAGGAAACUAUGAAAAAUUUUUAAAUCAAACAUCAUAUGAUGAUUUAAUAAGUCUAAUCGGUUGA